AGCGGCUGGAGGGGGCAGCUCCUCGCUCACGUUUGUGUCCAGGUGAUUCGCUGUGUCCUCAGAAGUAAGAGGCUGGAGCGGGGGAGAUGCAGGGCAGUUUAUCGCAGAGCGACCGGCUCCCCUGUGUUCCGACUGCGUGUUUUGCAGACGGGUGUCCUCAUCUUCCGAGCUCGUUGGAUGCACGAGUCGCCCUUCCCCCCCCCGCCCCGGAAGCCAGCUCCCAUCUACCCCUUUGUCUAGAGUAGUCAAAAGAGCAUGGGUGUAACCCGGCAGGCCCCGUUGGCAUGAUAAUGGGAAAAAUUCUUUAAACUGACACAGUAAGAGAACAAAAACCCAAGCCCCAACACCAUCCUGUCCUAUGGAUAUACCCACGGACAGGACAGAAGAGGUGCUGGGCAGCCACACAUCAGUGGCUGUGCUCCAUCCCCUGGGGCAUCCCGUGCCUGGGGAGCACAGGGCUGGGCUGUGCACUCUGGCCUCUCCUGCAGCCCCUCAGCUCUGGCUGCGCUUGUUCUUUGCCAAGUGCAGCCAUGGACCGGACACAAGAGCAGGACCCUGCCUGUAGCCACUUCUGAAGGAAGAGAACAGGGUCAUGAGCCUUUGGACGAUGGAAAAUGGUCAUAUCUACACCACUGAACCAGUGCUGCCCUGCUGGAUUUGCUUGUGGAAAAGAAUGUUUCCAUUCCAGAGCAGGUGCCUGCCACCAUGAGGUAUAUCCACCAAUGGCUCAUGGCCAAUGAGUAUGCUGAGCAUAGGCUGGACAGGACUCUGCUGGAUCUCACGAGGCACAGCCCACUGAUGUGGUGAUGACUCUCCUGCAUGCGGCCCAACCGUGUGACAGAGCUGCUAUGACCAUGUGGAAGACAAUCAUAUCCUCGAGCAGGACUGUGGAGGCAGUGCUGCAGAUACUCCUGGAUGUGCUGGCGGACUGGCCAGAGCACAGCACGUGCACCUCUGAUGGGGACAGAACAGAUGUCUUUUCCCUGGCUGCAACUGUGGUGAUGUGGGAGAUCCUCCAGGUGCCCUGCCAGUCGCAUAUAGUGGUGAUGUAUUUCCCCCACCUAUUUGUGCAUCUGCUCUUCCAAGUGUUCUUUAGCACUCUGGAUAUGCCAGAGGAGAUCAAGAUCUUGUGGAAUGGAUGCCAAGAAGAACACGGCCUUGCCACUAGCCCCAACAGGUUUGCAGUGCGGACCCUGAAGUCCUUGCUCUGCUUUCUCCAGUAUGGGGAUGUGGUGAUGGCCAUGGAUUGCAAGCAUGGCUGGGACACGCUGCUCUGUGUUGACACCCACCACUAUGCCGUGGGUCUGCUGCCCGGGGAGAUGCGUCAUGCUUCUAUAGGGCUGUGUUCCAGUAUUGCACUCCACCUACUGCAGGUGCUCAGCACACAGGAGCUAUGCUGGGAUCUUCCUGCCAUGGCAUUACUUGUGAAGGUCCUUAAGUGCCUGGGCCCACGUGAAUGUGGUGGCAGUGUUGUAAAGAUUUCAUCGAGGUACCUGCAAAGCAAGUGCAGGGAGAGGCACUGCCUGGUGUUCAGGACCCUUCUCAAGCUCAUUGACGAUCCCUCAAUGGAUGAUCCCCAGGUGCAGCUGCUCUCCAUAAGGCUCUUCCAAGAUAUGAUGGAAUAUUUCAUGGAAGAGAGAGCAAAGCUUUUGGAAAAUCCAGUGCACCAGAGUAUCCUCCCACUGUUCUUCCACUACCCUGAUAAGAAUCCGCAUGUGGCAGAGGCUUCUUGGGAAACGCUGCUUUGUGCGGCCAAAUUCCUCAAGAAGAGGGAUCUCAAAAAUCUGGUGAAGGAGGAGAAACUUUGGAAGCUUGCCGAGUGCCUGCUGGCAGAGGACAGGAGCCGAGCGGCCGAGCACCUGCGCCAGGCGCUGCCGUACCUGCAGAGCCCACAGGAGCCCCUGCGAGAGGCGGCCGUCAGGUUCACGGGUGAGCCCGGGCUCCCUCCCCGCCCCGGCAGCUUCUGCCAUCCGGGCCCGACGCCGUGGAGCCCCGGCUGCCCUCGGGGCUGCUGCCGCCCUCCCGCAGCCGUGCCCUGGGGUGCCAGCAUGCGUCAAGGGCCGGGCUGA
This is a messenger RNA of Oenanthe melanoleuca, 2069 nucleotides long. RefSeq lists its product as uncharacterized. The transcript is spliced from 11 exons. Gene Ontology annotation, cellular component: cytoplasm. The coding region runs from base 807 to 2069 and encodes 420 amino acids. NCBI's taxonomy places the organism in Eukaryota, Metazoa, Chordata, Aves, Passeriformes, Muscicapidae. The record is from RefSeq and is a predicted model, not a curated record.